AUGGUUCGACCGCAGAGAAUAGCAUCGCCAGUUGAGUCUCGUUUGAGAGGCCACCCGGUUCCCCUCUGCUUCGACCUCUCCAUCUCCGACGGCCUCCACGCCUGGACCCUCAACGUUGCUGAGGACGAGGUUAGGGAGAGAGCCUCUCAGUGGGACCAACCCGCCUCCGAAUUCAUCGAGUUGGCCGAGAGGCACCUAGGGUUUCAACAGCCGGGAUCGGUUUAUGGAUUUACGGAUGCCGGAAACGGGCACAGAAGCUUGUCAUGGUCAUUUGAGAAGGAAGGGACUAAGCUAGAAUGGCGAUGGAAAUGUAAGCCUUCACCCAAUGAUAAGGAAACUACAGCGGGAAUCUUGGACUUUGUCAUGGACGCAAACGUGCGACUAAGUGAUGAAGUUGUAUGGAAAACACAAUCAUUCAACAAGCCAAGAGUAGAAGCUGAGAAGUGUUUAGCACAAAGUGAGAGAUUCAGCAAUGAGAAGACAGAGUUUGAAGAUGCAAUCUAUGCGAAGAUAAAGAGAGAACAUUCCAGAGAAUUGAAUCCAUAUUUGAAGAAUAAUGGAUCUGGUUAUCCAGAAGUUGAAGACGGGAAAAAGGCUAGGGUGUCGUCUUCUGUUGUUGGAGACGGGGGUGCCAGCUGGAGAUUAAAAGCCUUGAAGCGUGCUCAAGAGCAGGCAGCCCGCGAAGGACAGAAUUUGAAGGAGGUUGUGGAAGAGCGGUGGGGAUCAGUGGGUCAGCUAGCGGUUUCUGUGGCAUCUUGUAAAGCUGCUUCAUCUCAUGCUCACCUCCAUGCCAUACACAAUAGAAAGAGGGGCUUACCAGGGGAACACCAAACAGUUGUGGAUGAUCACAAUGAAAAGAUACCUGGCAAGAAUACUGACCGAGAAAGCAUGCGGGAUGUGUCUUGCCAACGUUCGGAGAUGAAAGUGCCUAAACUUUUUGAUUCUUUAUCUUGGGGCAAGCAGAAAAGGCAAACUAUGUCCUCUAAGGAUUCCGGCCUUAUCUCUAGUACAUUGUCAAGCUUAAAUAGGUUUGCAAAUGAUGGAAGCUUUAUGCAUGAAGUUACUUGUCAGAAGGAUGAUGAACCUGGUGGUUCUGUUGGCUCUCCGAACAGAGAGAGAAAGGUAGAGUCAGAGUCGGUACCUAGUGCAUCUUUUACAGUUGUUAAUGAGGGAUUGAGUGCAAACCAAUUGGCUGCAAAAGCUUUGCAACUUCGUUUGAAAGGAAAGCAUGAAGAAGCUGAAAAACUUAUGAAAGAAGCAGAAAAUGUUAAAGCAAAGCACGUUGCUGAGGAUGAAUCCAGUAGGCCACCAAGUGAGAGAAACACAAGAAGAUAUACAAUGCAUGACACAUCUAUUCGGCAAAGGAAGAAAGAGGAUGAUGCCGACAUGCAUCUUGCCCAAAAGAUUGUACAAAACAAGAAGUUUAGUACAUCUGCUCAAGCAGAUGAUGAAUAUGAUUUUGAUGAUGGUCCAAGGAGAAAGGCGAAGAAAAAAGGGGGCACCGAUCAGAAGUUAAAUGAGAAGACUAAUUUUUCAACGCGCAUCUUAACUCAACAAGAGCGUUGCAAAUUCUGCUUUGAGAACCCCAACAGGCCAAGACAUCUUGUGGUUGCUAUAGCCAAUUUCACCUACCUCAAUUUACCACACUUGCAGUCUGUUGCAGCGGGUCAUUGCUGCAUUUUAACAUUGCAGCAUGAAUCAGCUACAAGGGCUGUGGACGAUAAUGUGUGGGACGAAAUUCGCAACUUCAAGAAAUGCCUUAUCAUGAUGUUUGCAAAGCAAGAAAAGGAUGUUGUGUUCCUUGAAACAGUCAUGGGGUUGGCCCAGCAAAGGCGCCAUUGUUUGGUUGAGUGCAUUCCCUUGCCCCAGGACAUUGCAAAACAGGCACCUCUCUAUUUCAAAAAGGCAAUUGAUGAAGCUGAAGAUGAAUGGAGCCAGCACAAUUCGAAGAAGCUCAUUGAUACAAGUCUACACGGGUUGCGUGGUUCUGUUCCCAAGGAUUUUCCGUACUUCCAUGUCGAAUUUGGAUUAAACAAGGGGUUUGUCCACGUGAUUGACGAUGAGCAGCAGUUCGAAGCCAACUUCGGACUCAAUGUUAUAAGGGGCAUGCUGAAGUUGCCGGAAGAGGACAUUUAUGGUCGUAGGAAGCAUGAUUCACAGGAGACACAGAAGCAAGCUGUUUCGAGUUUUGCCCGAGAUUGGGCGCCUUUUGAUUGGACGAAACAGCUCGAGUGAACACCUGGAUUUCACAACUAACUCACGUGAAUUUCACGAUAUCGUUAGUUUACAGUCCCUGCAAUUAUUUAACCAAGUGAUCAUUAGUAAUCAGAUAGUACAGCGUACGUGCAUGUGUUUAUUACUACUACUUUAUUGCUAUAUAUUACAAAGACGAGUACGUUCCACUCCA
Messenger RNA from Rhododendron vialii, 2407 nucleotides. RefSeq lists its product as uncharacterized. The transcript is spliced from 12 exons. NCBI's taxonomy places the organism in Eukaryota, Viridiplantae, Streptophyta, Magnoliopsida, Ericales, Ericaceae. The coding region runs from base 1 to 2235 and encodes 744 amino acids. Gene Ontology annotation, biological process: mRNA splicing, via spliceosome. The record is from RefSeq and is a predicted model, not a curated record. Gene Ontology annotation, cellular component: post-mRNA release spliceosomal complex.